GCACAAUGGCACUGAGCACACAGACCCGGGCCACCUGCCUUCUGCUCCUUGUCCUGCUCAGCCUGACCAGCGGCUCUGUUCUCCCUCCCCAGACACGACAGCUCACAGACCUCCAAACUCAGCACACAGCUGGAGCAGCAUCUGGCUUGACGCCUGUGCUCCAGAGGCAGAGACGAGACACCCACUUUCCCAUCUGCAUCUUCUGCUGCGGCUGCUGUCGUAAAGGCACGUGUGGGAUGUGCUGCAGGACAUAG
This is a messenger RNA of Budorcas taxicolor (takin), 254 nucleotides long. RefSeq names its product hepcidin antimicrobial peptide (gene HAMP). Gene Ontology annotation, biological process: intracellular iron ion homeostasis. The coding region runs from base 6 to 254 and encodes 82 amino acids. The transcript is spliced from 3 exons. Gene Ontology annotation, cellular component: extracellular region. Lineage: Eukaryota; Metazoa; Chordata; Mammalia; Artiodactyla; Bovidae. The record is from RefSeq and is a predicted model, not a curated record.